UUUCAACACACCUUACAUCUGUGAAGUAAAACUGCUUCCUCGUUUCAUCAAAAGUUUCAGUCGCUCUUCUUAAGACCUUUGUCGGUUUUUAAAAGUGAGGUUUGUUCAUUAAGCUAUGGGGAAAAUAGAGUGGGCGAUGUGGGCCAACGAGCAAGCGCUGGCCUCCGGACUGAUUCUCCUCACAGGUGGCAUUGUGGGGGUUGCUGGACAAUUCAGAGGCUGGGAGUUUGCAGCCUAUGCUGUUGCUGCUGGGUCCUUUGUGUGUCUCCUUGAGUAUCCAAGAGGCAAGAGGUCCAAGGGCACUAGUGUGGGGCGGACGGGCCAAUAUUGCUUUACUGUUUGUGUUAAAUCCUUUGGACCCCUGACCAGAAACUACUAUGUUCGGGCUUUUUUACUUGCAGUGUUGUGUGUUCCUGGAGGGUUUAUGCUUGCUACUGUUCUUGGAUGUGUCUGCCUUGGGAUUGCAAGUCUCAUAUACCUGGGAGCAGCUAUACGAGGUGAACAAUGGGAGCCAAUUCUUCCACGACAACAGUCACCGAAACCCACAGCAGAGAGCAUCAAAAGUCCUCCAUCCAACCCCCCUCCCCGACCUCCCCCAGAGACGCGGAGGAAAAGAGUGGACGACUUGGAGGCCGCAGCCUAUGAAAACCCUCUCCCCGUUACUGCCAACGAGUAACAACAUUUUACUGGGGUCAAUUGAAUGUUAUAUUUUAUAUCUACAUCAGUGGACUGCUGCCAGUAUCUGUUCGCAUAGUGGUUUUAGAAAUAAGCAAAAUGAUGUUGUGGUUGUUGAUCUGAUUUUAUUGGAUUUGAUCUUAUUAUCUGAAAUGUCUGUAUGAGUGUAUAUUAUACUAUACUGUUACUCAAA
Boleophthalmus pectinirostris (great blue-spotted mudskipper) is the source of this 868-nucleotide messenger RNA. It is a transcript of the gene cyba, whose product is annotated as cytochrome b-245 light chain. Gene Ontology annotation, cellular component: NADPH oxidase complex. Gene Ontology annotation, molecular function: heme binding. NCBI's taxonomy places the organism in Eukaryota, Metazoa, Chordata, Actinopteri, Gobiiformes, Gobiidae. The transcript is spliced from 6 exons. Gene Ontology annotation, biological process: superoxide anion generation. The record is from RefSeq and is a predicted model, not a curated record. Bases 116 to 676 code for a protein of 186 amino acids.